CCGGAUGUUCACUCCUGGGCACCCGGGGAAGUGGAAGCGCCGGGCCCUGCUGCGGGGGGGAGAGCCACAGACGCCGGGACCGGGACCGCCGCCGCCGCCGCCACCAUGAGUGAUCAGCAGCUGGACUGUGCCUUGGAUCUCAUGAGGCGCCUGCCUCCACAGCAGAUCGAGAAGAACCUCAGUGACCUGAUCGACCUGGUCCCCAGCCUAUGUGAAGAUCUCCUGUCUUCUGUUGACCAGCCACUGAAAAUUGCCAGAGACAAGGUGGUGGGAAAGGAUUACCUAUUGUGUGACUACAACAGAGAUGGGGACUCUUAUAGGUCACCAUGGAGUAACAAGUAUGAUCCUCCUUUGGAAGAUGGGGCCAUGCCAUCUGCUCGGCUGAGAAAGCUAGAAGUGGAGGCCAACAAUGCCUUUGACCAGUACCGAGACCUGUAUUUUGAAGGCGGUGUCUCAUCUGUCUACCUCUGGGAUCUGGAUCACGGCUUUGCUGGAGUGAUCCUCAUAAAGAAGGCUGGAGAUGGAUCCAAGAAGAUCAAGGGCUGCUGGGACUCCAUCCAUGUGGUAGAAGUGCAGGAGAAGUCCAGUGGCCGCACUGCCCAUUACAAGUUGACCUCCACGGUGAUGCUGUGGCUGCAAACCAACAAAUCCGGCUCGGGCACCAUGAAUCUCGGAGGCAGCCUCACCAGACAGAUGGAGAAGGAUGAAACUGUGAGCGACUGCUCCCCGCACAUAGCCAAUAUUGGGCGCCUGGUGGAGGACAUGGAAAACAAAAUCAGAAGUACACUGAACGAGAUCUACUUUGGAAAAACAAAGGACAUCGUCAAUGGGCUGAGAUCUCUUGAUGCUCUCCCCGACAACCACAAGUUUAAACAGUUGCAGAGGGAGCUUUCUCAAGUGCUGACCCAGCGCCAGGUCUACAUCCAGCCUGAUAACUAAGCCAAUCCAGGUCUGUGCAGACUUUUGCAGACAAAUCAAAACAAGAAGCUCUUAAGAACGACCUGGUGGAGGCAUUGAAGAGAAAGCAGCAGUGCUAAACCUCCGCUUUGCUAACCGGACACGCCAUGCACUCGUUAGAUUCCUUUCUUAGAAAACUCGUUUUCUGCUCCCUUUCCUUGUCCCCUCCCUCCCGAGCAGGUCACAUAACACCUUGCAUCAUCGACCGCACAGCGCCAUCUCUCCCUGAGAAUAAAGCCCGAUAAACACCCUCCUCUGGCUCCGAGGCCUGCUUCCCACCACAUUUUGCUAUCGAAACUCUCGAUGUUUCCAUAGAGACCUGUGUUUUCUGUUCACCUGGGCCCCGCCCCCCCCAUUUAUAGGCAUAAGAUACACUGUCUGUCGGCCACCCCUCCCACCUUUUUUGUUACAUUGGUGUAAAAAAUGUAAAACAAAAAAAUUUUAUGAAAUAACUGUGGUGUGUGAAAGAUAGAAGAAAAACUGGAAAUCUGA
Molecule: messenger RNA, 1449 nt
Organism: Marmota monax (woodchuck)
Lineage: Eukaryota; Metazoa; Chordata; Mammalia; Rodentia; Sciuridae
Gene: Capzb
Product: capping actin protein of muscle Z-line subunit beta
Exons: 10
Coding region: 106-939 (277 amino acids)
Biological process (GO): regulation of lamellipodium assembly; actin cytoskeleton organization; negative regulation of filopodium assembly
Cellular component (GO): cytoplasm; F-actin capping protein complex
Molecular function (GO): actin filament binding
Source: RefSeq, a predicted model, not a curated record